Molecule: messenger RNA, 1275 nt
Organism: Magnolia sinica
Lineage: Eukaryota; Viridiplantae; Streptophyta; Magnoliopsida; Magnoliales; Magnoliaceae
Product: probable carboxylesterase 18
Exons: 1
Coding region: 133-1161 (342 amino acids)
Molecular function (GO): hydrolase activity
Source: RefSeq, a predicted model, not a curated record
GCAUGCCACGUGUACUAUUUUUCGAUGCCUGCGUAUGAACCAUCAUACUCUGCCACGCCGGAGAAUCAAACCCCCUCUAUAAAAUUCCACAUCUCCUCUCCGUGAAGUACACAAAAGUAAGACACUACGGAAAUGACGGAAAAGCCCCUACCCUCUCCUCUCCUCCCAUGGAAGACCAAGAUUUUUAUCAGCGUCCUCUCCGCCGUUACUGACGCCGCUCGCCGCUCUAACGGCACCGUCAACCGCCGUCUCCUCCGCUUCCUCGAUUUUCGCGAGGCGUCCAACCCGAAACCGUUUAAAGGCGUCAAAACGGCCGACUUCACCGUGGACCCGACCCGAAACCUCUGGUUCCGCGCAUUCUACCCUACUGGAACCGCCGAUGACGUCAGCCUCCCCGUCUUCAUCUUCUUCCACGGCGGCGGCUUCGCAUUCCUCUCUCCGGACUCCAAGGCAUACGACGCCGUAUGCCGCCGGAUUGCCGGCGAGAUCCCCGCAGUCGUCGUCUCUGUCAACUACCGCCUGUCGCCUGAAAACAAAUACCCCGCCCCGUACGACGACGGGUUCGACGUCGUCAAGUGGCUCGACGGCCGGGACCCGGCUUUUUACGACUUUGCCCCUAAGGCCGACUUGUCACUGCUAUUCCUGUCCGGGGACAGCGCCGGCGGCAACAUCUCGCACCACGUCGCGCAGCGGAUCUCCGGCGCGCCGCCGACCGAGUUCAAGUCCGUGCGGCUCAUCGGGCUGGUGGCGAUCCAGCCAUACUUCGGGGGAGAGGAGCGGACCGAGUCCGAGACCCGUCUCGCGUGGGCCCCGCUCGUCUCGAUGGAGCGUACGGACUGGCUGUGGAAGGCAUUCCUUCCAGAAGGGUCGGAUCGGGACCACGAAGCAGUAAACCCUUUCGGACGUAACGGAUCGGGCAAUCUACCUGCCUCGUUCCCAGCUGCGCUGGUGUUUGUGGGAGGGUUCGACCCGUUGCAAGACUGGCAGAAACGCUACUGCGAGGGGCUGAAAGCUCUGGGAAAGGAAGCGAACCUGGUCGUGUAUCCAAACGCUAUACACGCAUUCUACGUGUUUCCGGAAUUGCCGGAGUCUGAAUUGUUAAUUACUGAGGUGAGGGAUUUCAUCCAGAAGCAGUCGAAGAAGGUAGCAGAAAAUAAAUAAAAAGAAAAUUAGAUUAGAAUAAGAAUAAGAUGAUAAAUCUUUCUUAGGAUUUUGUUUUAUAUUUAUAUGUAUUUACGGGUAGUUCUGUGUAUGUAGUCUUGGAAUUGAAUGUGA